This is a messenger RNA of Chrysoperla carnea, 896 nucleotides long. RefSeq names its product parkin coregulated gene protein homolog. The transcript has 4 exons. The record is from RefSeq and is a predicted model, not a curated record. Gene Ontology annotation, molecular function: Hsp70 protein binding; Hsp90 protein binding. Bases 97 to 864 code for a protein of 255 amino acids. NCBI's taxonomy places the organism in Eukaryota, Metazoa, Arthropoda, Insecta, Neuroptera, Chrysopidae.
AUAUCUAAUGCAAUUUUAUAAGUGGCAUUUGACUGUAUUAAAUCUGUAAUGGAAUUUACAAUAUUAAAAACAUAUGUUUGAUGUUAUUGUUUGAAAAUGGUUAGUGGAAAAGCAUUUCGGGCGGGUCUUAGAAAACCUAUGCCCCAUUUACCAAAUGGACACCGAAAAAUACCACCUGAACAACAGAAUAUACCAAUACGUGUGGUACCAGCAUUCACAAUACAAAGUUUACAAAAGAAUACGAAAGUUGAGCCACCGCCACGAUUAAAUAAUAUGGAUGAGCGUCACGUAAAGCCAUCAUUAUUUCGUAAACAUUAUUUAAGGGGUGAUUUUCCAAUUAAUUUAGAAUUUGAUACAUUUGGUAAUAAAAUCGGAUGGAGGGUUGAAAUUGAUAAAUUGGAUUUUCAUUACUAUUUACCAAUGUUUUUUGAUGGAUUAGUUGAGACAGAAGUUCCAUAUAAUUUUUUUGCACAUCAAGGAAUUCGUGAUAUGUUAGCAAAUGGUGCACACAAAGUAUUUCCAGUGUUACCACAAUUAAUUAUUCCAAUUAAAAGAGCAUUAAAUACACGAAAUAUUGAAGUGAUAUGUAAAACUUUACGAGUAUUACAAGAAUUAGUUAAAUGUGAUGAAAUGAUUGGCGAAGCACUAGUACCUUAUUAUAGACAAAUAUUACCUGUGUUUAACUUGUUUAAAGAAAAAAAUAUUAACUGUGGUGAUAAAAUAGAUUAUACACAACGUAGAAAACAAAACGUCGGUGACCUGAUAAAUGAAACUCUGGAACUGCUAGAAAGAACUGGUGGUGAGGAUGCUUUUAUAAACAUAAAGUAUAUGAUUCCAACAUAUGAAUCUUGUAUUUUAAAUUAAAAUAGUACAAUCAUAAAUUGUAGUUAGCAAAA